CAUGACGCUGGUCUGUCGUCUGCCUGUCAUUCAGCAAAUCUUUCUGCUUUUAUUGGUUGUAGUUUGUACUCUUUAUUCUGGAGCGUCAGCUGUUUCAUCACAGAAACGCAAUUACAAAAGAGGAUUUGAAAGAGAGGAACCUCUUUACGCUGUACUCAAACACACAAGAAGUGUAUCAGAUGUGGGCACUGGUGCUAAGUCGAGUCGUCGAGGAAUGUGCGAAAAAGCAAACUUGACUACCAGAAACGUCAGGAGUCUUCUCUUACUUGUCAAAAACGCCAGAGUGAAGUCUAAGCGUCGAGUAAAAUCGGUCGAAUCUUUUAGGUCUAUUUGGGAAAGUCCAGAGAUGGUCUUAAAAUCUGUUCAAACGUCCGUUCAGAAGUUGAAACAAAUACUAAAUAGCGUAGAGCGUCAUCAAGAGUCAGAACCGCUACAGACGAUCAGUAGCCAAUUUCGAACAUGGCACAAAGCUUUCCUAGAGGUCGUCCAGCGUUUGAGAAAUGUGGACACUCGAUCUGCUGAUCGAUGGCUUCAGAGAGUUGGUCUAAACUUUAGCAAUCACAUUGAGGCCUACGACAAGAUAAAAAUGGGAAUUUGCAACUUCAGCAACGAAGACGGAGAGACCAGAGAUCCCAAAGCACUCACAACUGUCACCAAUUGGUUCAAACUCCAAAUGCUCGAGUUGGAGAACAAUUGGAAAAUAGACGAAGAACUGUUGAGUAAUGUAUCGAAAGGAGCUCUAAAUCUGAACAGUGUCACUCACAGAAUCGCAAAAACCAAUGCGAAGCUAAGUAAUUUUAGAAACCAGCUGGAAGUGACCAAAGUCGUCAACCGAUGGUUCCGCAAGAUGAAGUAUCUGCUCAACAGGCAUUCUUCCCACUCCAAAAAGCUCUACCAGAUUAUCGCCACCAAUCUUAGAGGCAACUGGGUAUAUGCAUUAGAAAAGUCGGCAUACGGCAGUUUUCUCUCCAACUUGACAGCCAAUGAAAGACGAAAGCUGGAGACCAUCAUUCAACAGCUCCGGCGAUCGGUUGAAACCUUGGAGAGAGCAACAGAAGAUCUACAGACGUCUAUUGACGGUUCGGACCGAGGCUCGCUGUCGGAUAACGAGAACGGAACCAGAACAGCCCAAGCGCCGUCUACUCUGCAGCUGCUAGACGAGCUGAUCGACGACCUUACGCGUUCUCUCCGCGAAUUCGCGAUGAAAGCCAAGCCGAUCGUGAACGCCGAAUCGUUGAGCAAUCGUUUGUUGACUAUACUAUAUGAAGCAAUGGACUAAUAAACAGUGAAACUCUAGACAUGAGCUAGUGGUCUGUAGCUACUUACUACGACGUGUCAGGCACAUGCACAUACUAAUACCUAACAAGGUCUAGUUUGAUGAAUCAUAAACACACUGAGACCAACCAGUGAUCAUGUAACAAAUUCAGACCUCACAGAUUCACAUCCGAAUGCUUCCAUAACCAUAUGUAGAGUGUGUGCGCAUGCCAGCAACGCAAAUGACCUUUGAAUUCAAUCUGUUUGCGCCGCUUGUGUAAGCAGGCUCUGGUUCAUCAAUUUGUUUCUUGUUUUGAGAAGAGAAGCGGAAUGGUGCGGAAGCCAUUACUGUGAAGGGUCUCAAAGACCACCGACGAGACGACUCUCUAGAAGAUUCGAUCAACAGUCCAUUAGAGGAGCUGCAUCGACCUCACAGGUAUAGCGGCGUCUAGAUUUCUUCAUCUC
Molecule: messenger RNA, 1719 nt
Organism: Corticium candelabrum
Lineage: Eukaryota; Metazoa; Porifera; Homoscleromorpha; Homosclerophorida; Plakinidae
Exons: 1
Coding region: 2-1279 (425 amino acids)
Source: RefSeq, a predicted model, not a curated record